This is a messenger RNA of Neospora caninum, 1305 nucleotides long. RefSeq lists its product as hypothetical. Gene Ontology annotation, molecular function: RNA binding. The coding region runs from base 1 to 1305 and encodes 434 amino acids. NCBI's taxonomy places the organism in Eukaryota, Apicomplexa, Conoidasida, Eucoccidiorida, Sarcocystidae. The transcript has 8 exons. The record is from RefSeq and is a predicted model, not a curated record.
AUGGCAUUCGACGGACCGAACAACGGCGCGGUCGGGAGCAUGCCCGAAGACGACUCGGGCAUUCCCCUUCCGUAUGUCGAGGGCGAAGCGCAGCCCCAGCAAAACUCGGAAAUGCUUCAGAUGCUUCAGCAAGGACAACCGAACGCGGGUCUCGAGCAAGACGGCCCCGCAGCUGGCGAGGGCGCAAACGCAGGGGAUGUCGCGCCUGCGUUCGGAGAAAAUGCAGACUCGAGGGAAGGCCCACGAAACGAAGAGGACAGCUCGCCGCCCCCGGCUUCUGACGCAGAGGAUCCCUCCGGUGGCUCUGGCGGCGACGGACAAAACUCCCCCCCGCGUGAAUCGGACAAAGAAGUGCAGAUGCGCAAGUUGUUUGUCGGCGGGCUCAGCCGCUCCACCACAACCGACAGCCUUCGCACGUACUUCCAGCAGUAUGGCGACGUAGCUGACAGCGAGGUGCUCUUCGACAAGUUCACAGGCAGGAGCCGAGGCUUCGGUUUCAUCACGUUCACGACCCCAGAACCGGUCUCGCGUGUAGCCGACAUGCGCCACACCGUUGACGGCACCCAAGUGGAGGUUCGCAGAGCCAUUCCACGUGAAGAAGCGCGAGAGCACGGAGGCUCCGGUGCGGAUCGUGACGCUGGACGUCUCUUCGUUGGCGGCAUCAGCGACGAUGUAAACGACGAGUCUCUACGCGCUUACUUCCGUCACUAUGGCGAAAUCCAGUCCGCCAAUGUGAUGGUUGAUCGCCAGAAUAACCGCCCUCGCGGCUUUGGGUUCGUCAUUUUCAGAAAUCCCGACGACGCGGAGAAGGCGAUUGGCCCCCACAAGAAACUCGGCGUGCAUUGCGAAGCGAAGCGUGCACAACCGCGUCAGAUGAACCGCGACCGCAACUCCGGCGGCUGGGGCGGCAGCGGCAGUAACUGGGGCCCCGGCGGCUACGGUGGGCGAGGCUAUGGGGGUGGCCGAGAGGGAGGCUAUGGAGGAGGCAGAGGACGCGACUACGGCAACUACGGGCCGCCCGGAGGCGCAGCAGACCCAGCAGCAGGCUACGGAAUGGGAGGCCCCGGUGGCGUGUACGGAGGCGGCGGCUACGGGGGCUACGCGAACUACAAUCCGUACUACGCUGCUUACUACGCUCAAAUGGCGGCCUACAGCGCCAUGGGUGGCUACGGCGGUUACGGUGGAGCUGCAGGAGCGCCCGGCGCCUACGGAGUAGGCUCAGACGAGGGAGGCUAUGGAGGCUCUCCGGCGUCAGGUGGAGCAGACCGGGGCAACCGCAUGGCCAAUCGAUCGACUCCGUACUAG